AUGAAACCUUUUUUUUCGGCCAAGCCGUUCCUCCCUAUGCAAUCCCACGGUUCGCACCUGCUUCAGAAGCGAAACCCAACAGCCGCUCCGGCUUCUCCUCACACCCGUCAGUCUAACCCCGGCGACCAGCUCACCGAAUCCUUUCGAGGCGCCUCAAAAGUCACAUCCUUUCCGUCCGAUCUUCCCCGCGUGUCCCAUUGUCCCCCCAUCCCCGUGCACGCUCUGUGCGUCGCCACAGCGCCAGCUCUGCAGGCUAUCCAGGAUAGCUGGGGGAUGACCAUACAAGGAUGGACCAAGGACGGCUCCUGCGAUAAGGCCUUGGGGUUGACGUGCAGUGCGAGCGGCAUGGUGGAGGACAUAUCCCUGACGCAAUCGGACAGCUCUGCAGGCUUCGCCACACAGACUCUCCCGCUAGCACUUUUCAACCUCACCUCUCUCACACGCCUGAGACUCAUUCACUUCAACUUUCAAGGGUCCAUCCCUGAAGCCUUGGGAAACCUCCUUCAUCUACAAGUCCUGGCGUUGUACAACAACAACCUCACAGGGCCGCUGCCAGCAUCGCUCACCAAUCUCGACAGGCUCAGCAUACUGCAGAUGGACUUCAACCGGAUCACGAGCCCUAUUCCGGAGCUCGCCCCAACCAUGGAACACCUGAACCUGCAGCACAACUGCCUCACAGGCACCAUGCCCGACUGGCUCUCCAAAUUGAAAGGCCUUCAGAACCUGAGCCUGAACAACAACAACCUCACGGGAACCCUUCCAGACGGGAUUGCCCAGCUACGUAGCCUCACCACGCUGAGGUUGAACACGAACGAGCUGAGUGGAUUGGUUCCAACAUUCCUGGGGGAUCUCCGCGCUCUCAAGGACCUCACGCUGCAAGGCAACCAGCUGAGCGGCACCAUACCAGCCACCCUUGGAGGGCUUGAUGCACUCAAAGACUUCCAGGUCCCGGAGAACCUGGCAUGCCCGGACAACAGCACGUGGUGUGUGGUGCCACAGACCAACACCACAGCCUUCUGCAGCCACUGCAGCGGCUUCUGUGCCACUUGCUCCCUGGAAGCUCCUCCCUCGCCGCCGGUGGACCGUUGCGCAGGCGUUGUGUGCUCGGGAAAUUUCAUGGUGUUACAGAUGUCGUCAAAGCACCACCCGCACCUGGUGCGCCUUCUGGGCUUCGCCAUGGGUGGCAAUGUGCGGUCGCAGAUAGAGCAGGUGCUCAUCUACGAGCUCAUGCCCCAUGGGGACCUGCACAAGUGGAUGGGCCGAGUCAUGAGUGGGCGAGAAGCAACAUUUAUGGAAGCCAAGCAGCAGCAACACAUUCUCUUCUGGGUGCAAAAACUAGUGACAGAGAACAAGAUGGAGUGCAUUGCAGACCCUGGUAUGGAGGCGCCACAUAAUGCUGGUUACAGGCCUGACAUUUCUGUCGAGGGAGCAGAGGGCGUGGAGGCGAUGAUAGUAUGCGUGGGCAUCGUGGGCCAGGCGAACAACCCGCUGUACCUGCAGAGCUUUCUGGAGGCGGACGAUCCGCUCAAGUUCCACUUCAUAGUGCACUGCUCGCUCGACGUCAUCGAUGAGCGCGUGUCGACACCCCGCAGAGGAGGCGCCAACGAGCCAUAUCUAGGCUUGCUUUAUCCCACAGAAGACUUUAGAGUGUACGGCUAUGUGAGCAACACGCAGAUUAAGUUCAUAAUAGUUGUCGAUGGUCUUGAUCUGAGGGAGAGCGACAUAAGAAAUUUCUUCAAGCGGCUUCAUUCUGCAUAUGUUGAUGCCACCUCAAAUCCCUUCCACGUUCCCGGGAAGCGCAUCUCUUCACCUGCUUUUGCAGAAAGAGUUGGGGCGCUAGUGCAUUCAGUGUCUCCUCCUAAAGCAACUUAG
This is a messenger RNA of Closterium sp. NIES-65, 1872 nucleotides long. Lineage: Eukaryota; Viridiplantae; Streptophyta; Zygnematophyceae; Desmidiales; Closteriaceae. The record is from the annotation of a GenBank genome assembly.